UUGACACUUCCGACAGUUGGUAUCUUUCGGAAAAACUGAAAUAAGUAUUAGGUAGGUACCUACUCGAAUUGAUUUUUAGAAAAGUGCAUCGGGCUUUUCUAAAAAUAUGGCUUUCGGUGAUUACCCCAAGGAGUAUAAUCCUGCUGUACAUGGGCCUUACGAUCCUGCACGCUACUAUGGAAAACCUGAUACUCCAUUCAGCCAGUUGAAACUGAAUGAAAUCGGUUCGUGGUUCGGUCGCCGCAGCAAGACUCCCUCGGCCGUGGCUGGAGCUUUCAGUAGAGCCUGGUGGAGAUGGCAACAUAAGUACGUACAACCUAAGAAGGUUGGCAUGGCUCCAUUCUAUCAACUACUCGUUGGCAGCAUGGUCUUCUUCUAUGCCAUCAACUAUGGAAGAAUUAAGCACCACAAGAACUACAAAUACCACUAAAGAACAGAUUCUGUACCUGUUGCUGUAUGAAUUAAAAUAUAAUCAGUUUUGUUUAACUCAUACAUUCAUUAAAAAUUGCAAUAAAUUAGUACUGUGA
Molecule: messenger RNA, 527 nt
Organism: Bombyx mandarina (wild silkworm)
Lineage: Eukaryota; Metazoa; Arthropoda; Insecta; Lepidoptera; Bombycidae
Gene: ATPsynF
Product: ATP synthase, subunit F
Biological process (GO): proton motive force-driven mitochondrial ATP synthesis
Cellular component (GO): proton-transporting ATP synthase complex
Molecular function (GO): proton-transporting ATP synthase activity, rotational mechanism
Source: RefSeq, a predicted model, not a curated record